AAAUAAUCAUGAUAAAAGGCGAUUAGAUCGUCCCUUAUUCAGCCUUAUAUAUUGAUAUGCAAUAUAGACAUUUAUUUAAUACUUUAUGGGCAUACUUAAAGCCUGUGGAUUAAAAUAAAUAUAUAUAGGAAGUAAUUGUUAUUCUAAAAGCUCUUUUUUUUGCAGAUUGAAGAAAUUUGGUUGGGAGGAUUGAAAAAUUAAAAAAUUUUGAUCACUCUAUGUGUUCGAGCAUCUACAGAUUUAGUUUUGCAAGUAAUUUCGAUUGAGUAUCAAGGCGUUAAAUUGGCCACCAGGAUCAGAGGUUAUCAUUACUGGAAUUAAUAUUCCUGACAUGAUUUAAGUACUUCGUCUUAAUGGCAUAAUACCAGUACCUGUGGAAGUGAAUGCGGACACUUUGGGAUGCACAUUGGAUUAAUUUAAAAAAUUUUACACGGAUAAGGUACGAAUUGUUAUAGAAUCAAAGACCAAAGGAAUAAUGAUUUCGUAUGUUUUUGGAGCCAAAUUUGAUGCUACGGAAAUCAUUGAUUGGGCUAAGUCGAAAGGACUAUUUAUUAUGGAGGAUGAGGCUGAGAGUUUCGUAGCUCCCAAUGCAAAAUGUAUUAAAUUGUAUAGAUGUAUAGUAAAUCCUAACGUUGACUUCUCUACUUUUAGUUUUGGUUCAAUCAAGACAUGCUCAGCCUUUGGAGGGUCCAUAAGUGUGAUAAGAAAUAAUGAAGCUCUGUAUAGGAAAAUGAAGGCAUUGCAAGAAUCAUAUCCAAAAUGGUCUUAAAAAAAGUAAAUAUCGAUUAACCUUUUAGUUAUUUCAAAAGGACUUUAAAAAAUUUAAUUCCUAUGAUAUUGUUGAAUAGCCAAAAAAUUAAUAGAAGCUCAAGGUGGGUGUUCAUCAAUUUUUUCCCAAACUGGGAUUAUAAAGAAUUUGUUGUCAACAGCAUAAGGGGCUUUCAAAAGAAUUCAUCUGAUAUUCUUCAAACGUAUAGAUUUAGAGUUCCUGAUCCCAUGUUAGUGAUGUUAGCGUUAAGAAUGAAAACAUUUGAUGUUGAUUAAUUCAAUAUAGCAACUUAAAGACAAAUCGUGGGUUAAAACAUCCUUAAGUAAGGAGGCUUGCUUGUACCAGGCCAUGCAGUUGAAGAUAGAAAGUUUUGGUACUCGUUUUGAAAUAAUCAAUAAAUUUAGGCUAUAUCCAGUUGUUGUACCAAAUCCUGAGACUACAUACAAAAUAUUAAAUGCGAGAGGGAUUGAUGCUUAUAUGGGAGUAACACAGCUUGAUAUCGUGGAAAGUCCUAUAGGAAGUUCAUAUGAAUAUCCAAAUAAAACUUUAUCUUAUUUCAAAAAUGUAGAUAAAUGCAAUAUUUUUAGAUAUUAUAUUUGCCUAUCCAUCAAAAUGCAGAUUUGAAGUCAAUUUAGACAAUUUGCAAGGGAGUUGUAGAGGUAGUCGACAUGUUAAAAAAUAGAAACCCAAAAUUGUGA
Messenger RNA from Paramecium octaurelia, 1467 nucleotides. The record is from the annotation of a GenBank genome assembly. NCBI's taxonomy places the organism in Eukaryota, Ciliophora, Oligohymenophorea, Peniculida, Parameciidae.